This is a messenger RNA of Paramecium tetraurelia, 1437 nucleotides long. RefSeq lists its product as uncharacterized. NCBI's taxonomy places the organism in Eukaryota, Ciliophora, Oligohymenophorea, Peniculida, Parameciidae. The transcript is spliced from 6 exons. The record is from RefSeq and is a predicted model, not a curated record.
AUGCAAAAUAAGAAAAACGAUCUUGCCUUUCAAAAAUAGCAUUCAUUACCAAAUUUUAAUCCCAAAUAGUUUCAAUAGGAGGAAAUUGAUUUAGAAAAUUUAAUCAUGCAAGCAAAAAAAGCAAACAAUACUCUGUUUAUAAAAGAAUACCCCUUGAAUUAAGCUAAAGCUCUCUAUUACAUUGUACGAAUUAAAUUAAAGGGGAAAGAUGAACAAAAGUUCUUUGAAACAAAUCCAGACUUAUUAUUUAUAUUAAGAAGAGGACUCACGAUUUUAAAUCUUAAUAAUAGUUACACAAUUUUGAGAAAAGGAUUGCCAAAGUUUUACGAUUUAGGUGACUUUUGGAAAGCUAAGGAGUAAUAAUAAUAAAAUUAGUUUUUAUUUACCAACUAAUUACGUAAUGCUUAUUAAUCAUUGAAACUAAGUAUUCCUGUAACUAUUGUUUAAUAACAAUAAGAAAAUGGAGAAAAUUUCCAAAUAUCCUUUUCUUCUAUUUUAUAAACUUGGGUUAUUUCAUCAAAAAAUGUCUCUAUAUUUUGUAAAAACAAUGAUGAGUACUUGGUUAAUUGUCCUAAUAAAGAUAUUGAUUGUCCAGAAAGAUUACCUUGGUAGAUUGCUGAAAUUUGGUUUUCUGAAAUGAGUGAAAGGAAUGUAGAAUAAUUGCAAAAGGAUUUAACUGAUUUCACAUUAGUUGGAGAAUUCGUUAAUAACCCUUAUUUUGUACAUAUUAUCGAAUAUCAACAACCUGCCCUUAAGUUUUUUGCAUUAAUAAAUAAUCAUCAAAGAAACUUCUGUUGUCAUACUAUCCAAGCAGAACAUCUAGCCAAUAAACAUAAUCUCCAAUUUGUUAAAACCAAAUAUAUGCAAGCAAAUAACAAUAUAAUUUUGGAUAAACAUUUAUAAAGAAUUUAUGACAAUAUCAAACAAAGUCCUUUGUCGAUAUCUGGCGAGGGAGUGGUUUUGUAUUUGUUUAAUGAAUUUGAAUGUUUGGCGAUUAGCAAAAUAAAAACUAUAGAAUAUGAAUAGCAUAAAUUAUUUAGAUCAAAAUUGACCACAUUAACUAAGUAAUGUUAAGAAACUCAAUUGAGUUAUGCUGAUGCUUACUAAUAAGAAGCAAACGAUUUGAACUAAUAUGAUGACAGAGAUAUAACUAGAGCGAUUGAAAUGAAUACUUAUAUAUUGCUGAGUUUGUAAUAUUAUCUAAUAAAGGUGAAGUAGAAGGAUCUUUAUUAUUAAGAAUAAUUGUUUAAAAUGUGUUCUAAAUAUUAUAUGUAGUUUUAUAAUCAAAUAGUUGAAUUAACAAAAACAUAUAAUGUGAAAAAUUAUGAAUAGGACAAUAUUUUUAAAUACUUUGACUAAUUAUACUAAUAUCCUUUGGCGUUUAAAAAAUAAGAGAUGUAACAAAAAUAAGAAAUUUAAAUUGAUGAGUUUGAAUGA